AUGGCUUUCCUUUCUAGUACGAGAUUAUACUACGUGAGGUCGUUUCAAAUAGGCAGCAUUGGCUUCCGAAGGAAUCUGAGUGCGUCGACGGCGAGUGAUGCGAUCGAUCCCGAAUGGCAAUCGGCUAAGCCAUUCAAGAGCAUCCCGAGUCCAUCGUUGAUGGAGAUGUUCCGGGGGUUCAUGAAAGGAGGUCGCUACGAAGGGGUUCCGAUGGCCGAUUUCCAUCGAUUAUUGAGAGAAGAUUAUGGAAAUAUCGUUCGUAUUCGAGGUAUGCUCGGUAAACCGGACGUGGUGUUAACCUUUGAGCCGCAAGAUUUCGAAAAAGUCUUUCGCACCGAAGGAUCCUGGCCGGUGCGCCGUGGUAUGGACACGUUCACCUACUAUCGGACGAAGGUUCGACCGGAAAUAUUUGGAGAAUCGGGUGGACUAGCGAAUGAACAAGGAGAAAAAUGGCAGAAGAUGCGCACCAUCAGCAAUCCAGUGAUGAUGCAACCGAAAACCGUUGGACUGUACGUGGAGCAAGUUGAUGCUGUAGCACGGGAGUUUAUGGAAAUUGUUGGUACUUUGCGUGAUGCAAAGAACGAACUGCCGGCCGAUUUCGAUCAAUGGUUAAACCGGUGGGCAUUGGAAACCGUGGGCGUGUUAGCUGUGGAUACACGCUUUGGCGUACUGAAAUCUGGCGAAUCGGAACAAGCUAAACGCAUCAUCAAGCUGGUUCGAGAAAGUUUGGAUUUAUCGUACCGCCUGGAUAUUGAGCCUUCGAUUUGGAAGAUCUACCCAACUCCAACCUUCAAGAAACUGAUGAAUGUGCUCGAUGAACUGACCAACAUCAUAAAGGCUAAAGUCGAUGACGCUCUCGAGAAGAUCGAUCAAAACCCUACGGACACCAGCAAUCAGAGUAUUUUGCAGAAGCUGUUGAAGGUCAACAAGAAUGUGGCGGUUGUGAUGUCUCUCGACAUUAUAGGUGCCGGUGUAGAUACUACAUCGUCUAGUACAGUUGGGGUGCUCUAUUCGCUGGCCAAGAAUCCGGAGAAGCAGGCAAGGCUACGAGAAGAGCUGCGUGCGAUCCUACCUCGCAAGGAUUCCCCGCUGACGACGGAAAACAUGCGGAAUCUACCUUACCUCAGGGCUUGCAUCAAGGAGGGUUUACGGUUGUACCAGCCAACGGUCGGUAACUCACGCGCUGCCGGACGGGAUAUAGUACUGCAAGGGUAUCGCAUCCCCAAAGGGACGGAUGUAGCCAUGAUGACGUCGGUGCUACAACGGGAUAACAUAUUCUUCGAUCAAGCUAGCCAGUAUCUUCCGGAGCGUUGGCUCCCCGAGCGCGUGGACGGUGUCAAGAGUGCCAAGGACACAAAUCCGUUCAUCUUUCUGCCCUUCGGCUUCGGUGCUAGGAGCUGCGUCGGAAAGCGGCUCGCCAUAAUGGAGAUGGAGAUCAUCAUUGCACGGUUUGUGCGGAACUACGAGCUGCGCUGGAACUAUGACGAGCUUAAGUUUAAGACUAAUCUUAUCAACACUCCCUCCAACCCAUUGCAGUUCCAGUUGAUGGAUCUGGAAUGUUAG
Anopheles darlingi is the source of this 1563-nucleotide messenger RNA. Its product is annotated as cytochrome P450 CYP12A2-like. Gene Ontology annotation, molecular function: iron ion binding; oxidoreductase activity, acting on paired donors, with incorporation or reduction of molecular oxygen; monooxygenase activity. Lineage: Eukaryota; Metazoa; Arthropoda; Insecta; Diptera; Culicidae. Bases 1 to 1563 code for a protein of 520 amino acids. The record is from RefSeq and is a predicted model, not a curated record. The transcript is spliced from 8 exons.